UCACUGUGGCUAUCUUGUCCUUAAGCUCGAGUUGACACUUGAUAGAGGGCUAUGACCGAGAGCCGACAAGGUGCGGAGUCGAGGAAGGCACGGGAGCGAAGGUUAAAAACAGGAAGGCGCAUGCGAGUCCUCGGAGCAACAGCGACGUCAGGGAUCGGCUUUUGACUGGCUUGGCGACGGAAUUUCUGGACGGCGGCGCAGCUGACAACUUCGAGGACAAUUCAUCAUGUUCAGAGCGCAACUGCGCCGUCGACCACCUGGCCCCCUAUUCAAUGCCUGUCGCAAAUCACUGGUAUCCAGCUAUGCCAGCGUGAAGCCCGUUGUCCGCCUGCAAAAGGCGACAAUCUACAAAGACAAUCCGGACCAAAAAGAUGCGACGCCCAUCUUCCGCGACCUAAAUUUCACCCUGCCAACGGCAGGCGAGUGCUGGGCUGUCGUCAGUUCCUCCUCGUCUGCCCGUACUGGUUUCCUACAAGUCUUGAAUGGCAGGUAUCUCUGCACGCCGCCCGACGCUCGCUCAUAUCCCUACUUGAUCUGGCGCAAAUCAUUACCGGAACACGCCAUCAGCUAUGUUGGCUUCGAUGCAGAGAGAGACGGCCUAGGCGGGACUGCUGUCAAAGGCGCUUAUCUGAGCUCACGCUACGAAUCACACCGUGAAGUCACGGAUUGGUCUCUACUGAAUUAUCUCGAGGGAAAUACCGAGCUGAAUGCUUUGGAGAAGGAGGAUUCCGUGGACACGCAGUUGUUGGCAAAGGUCAUUGCGGAUCUGAAUUUGCAGCCGCUUCUACAACUACCUGUCAGCAACCUCAGCAAUGGCCAGACUCGUAGGGCUCGCAUCGCGAAAGCAUUGCUGGCCAAGCCCGAACUCCUCUUGCUCGAUGGUCCGUUCAUGGGCCUGGAUCCCAGAACUCAACUCUCAAUCUCCUCGUUCCUCCAGGAUUUGGCCCAGAAUAACAAUCCACGCGUCAUUCUCUCUCUUCGCCCUGAAGACGAGAUACCUGACUGGAUCACUCAUGUACUGUUUAUAAGUCCGGGGAACAAGGUUUUGCUACAUGGCGACAGGGAAAAAGUCUUCCUGUCUAUUCCUCAGACUGGUGUCAAGGCAGGAGAGGCUCGUCUUACCUGGCAGGCUUUUCGCUCGAAUCUAAAGCCUCGUCUACGUGGCAUCAGAGCUAAGCCAAGCGAGCGUAAUUUGUCUCGUGAUGCAUUCCACUUCACACAUUCUCCACUUCCGGUUGGCGAACCUUUAGUCGAGAUGCAGGGCGUCAAAGUAUCUUACAGUGCAAACGACAAGCCAACGAGACGGACAGUCUUGGGCGAUUGGUCCGAGUCCGUUGACGGUACCCAAAAAGAAGGUCUAUGGUGGAACAUUCGUCGUGGUGAGCGCUGGGGUGUCUUUGGUCCAAAUGGUUCGGGCAAGACCACUCUUCUGUCACUCAUCACCUCAGACCAUCCUCAAACCUACGGUCUCCCUAUCAAGCUUUUCGGCCGCUCUCGCAUUCCUUCUCCAGGCGAGCUCGGAAUCAGCAUCUUCGAGCUUCAAUCUCGCAUAGGACACAGCUCCCCUGAAGUCCACACAUAUUUCCCCAAACAUCUGUCGGUUCGUCGCGUGCUAGAGAGUGCGUGGGCCGAUACACCCCUUUCAAAGCCGCGAUUGACGCAUCAACACGAUUGCCGAGUUGACGCCUUCCUGCGUUGGUUCGCUCCAGAACUAUCACCGACUGGUAUCAGCGAGCUCCAAACAAUCUCAAAUAGCUGCAUGCGUGGCAACUGGCGUCGCAGCGGCGACAUGAGGGCCAGACUAGAGGGCUUGCUCGUCCGCAACAACGACCUCGACUGGGCAGACAGUACGACUUUCAGAGACCUGUCCUUCAGCUCGCAACGCUUGAUUUUGUUCCUUCGAGCAAUAGUCUCCAAUCCAGACCUCAUCAUCUUGGAUGAAGCUUUGAGUGGUAUGGACAAGCAUGUCCGCGAUAAGUGUUUGCUUUUCCUAUCUCAUGGUGAGAAGAUACAAUUCAAGGGCAAGAGUCGGGCAAAUUCCGCAGGCACCAGGUUUGUCAAGAGCUUGCAAACAGACAAUGACAUGGUCAACUUUGGUGGUUUGGAGGACAGACAGGCAUUGUUGACGAUCAGCCAUAGCAAGGAAGAUAUUCCCGGCUGCAUCAGGCAGUGGAUCUGCCUCCCAGAACCUGGCGAAGGCAAGCCAGCCAGAGUUGGUGAAUUACCAGGACCGCUAGAAUUCAAUGUCAAUGGUUGGGAACACAUCUGGAACCUGCCACUCCCUGAGCCGCCUGCUAAGAGAGGGCAGUACAAGAGGGUGCCAGGAGUUCACAGAAGCUCGUCCGAUUCAAGGUCAAGGAGCAGGGCAGAGGGAGAAGAACAAGAACAAGAACAAGGGGAGGAAGAAGUAGAAGGAGCUGUUCAUGAUCAUAGACCUCAAUAGAGAUGUACAUUACCUGUAGCAUGUAGAAAGACCCAUCACGACUUGCAUCAUGGUCACAGUUGCGGGGUGAGCAUCGCUCGUUCUGGCUCUCGGGCGAGCACGGGUAAGCCGCUUCUUUUGACCUCAACUCAACUUUCCUUAAACAAAGUCAUGCAGCCACCACUAAUAUAAGUCGUUUCAGGC
Molecule: messenger RNA, 2626 nt
Organism: Aureobasidium pullulans EXF-150
Lineage: Eukaryota; Fungi; Ascomycota; Dothideomycetes; Dothideales; Saccotheciaceae
Product: P-loop containing nucleoside triphosphate hydrolase protein
Exons: 1
Coding region: 227-2443 (738 amino acids)
Cellular component (GO): mitochondrion
Molecular function (GO): ATP binding; ATP hydrolysis activity
Source: RefSeq, a predicted model, not a curated record